Amoebophrya sp. A120 is the source of this 1437-nucleotide messenger RNA. The record is from the annotation of a GenBank genome assembly. Lineage: Eukaryota; Dinophyceae; Syndiniales; Amoebophryaceae.
GAACUGCUCAAGCGGAACACGCUGGAGGACCUGCUGCUAGACUUAACUUUGCAGGAACAGAUCGUCGGCCUCACCGCCAGAACGAAAAUGGUCAUCGCCAGCAAGGAUCCGAAGGACGACUUGCUGAACCAGGAAGAGAAAAAUGAUGUCAAUGGCUGUGCAAAAAGCACGAAUUCUACGAAAAGCAAAGGACAAGAACCUUCUUUCGAGUUUUCCGCGAAAUCGUACCCCCGGGAGAUUUUGAAUUUCGGCCACACCAUCGGGCACGCGGUGGAGGCGGAAUCCGGGAUCGGGCACGGGCACUGCGUCAGCAUCGGGAUGGUGGCAGAGAUGAUUGACCUACCAGACGACAUUCGGCUGGAGGUGGAAAACACCAUGUCGCAGUACUCCAUGAUGACCAAGCUGCCGCACCACUUGUCCACAGACAACAUGCUCAAGUACCUCCUGAACGACAAGAAAAUGGGCCGUCUUGUCACGAUCGAGAGGAUCGGUCUGCCCCGGAUUUUCACGCCGACCCCACAGGAGCUGAAACUGAUGAUGACGCACCAGCGCGGGCUGCUGUUGGCGGAUGAACAAAAAAAAGCAACGAGCAAAAAUAACGACGUGGUGGAAAUCGACAUACCGGCGUCCAAGUCCAUUACCAAUCGAGCGAUCCUGCUCGCCGCUAUGUGCGAGCCAGAUACAACGCAGGAAGUAAUAGAAGGAGUCCAUGGACGAGGUGGUUUUAGCCACGCGACCUCGAAAGUAGUAGACAACUUCAUCACGUUGGAAAACGUGCUCUUUGCCGAGGACACACUGCUACUGCUGCGGGCCCUGGAGCAGCUGGGUGUGGCCGUCAGCGCGGACCGCGAGAAGAGACAGGUAGUGAUUGAAAAGGUCGGGCUGAAAUUCGGCAGCAACUUGAUGACCAAAAGCGCUGCGGCCGGGCUACUAAACAUUCCAAGCGCACCAGCACCGAGUACAACCUCAACCUCCGGCACUGACGCCACUUGCUCGGUGGACGGAGCGGCCAGCAGUCUAUCGUCCUCCACGGGCGGGGAAGCUCCUAGCACGAGCAGCGAAAGCAAACAGAAGGAGCUGUCCGCAGCGUCGUCCUCGUCCUCGCGGACCACCCUGUACCUCGGGAAUUCCGGCACCUGCGUGCGUUUUCUGUCCGGCAUCCUCGGGCUCCACGCCACGGCCGAUAUCGUGCUGGAGGGCGUGGCCCGGAUGAAGGUGCGACCGAUUCAACCGUUGGUGGACGCACUGGCGCCCUUCGUUGCCGUGGAGCGGCUGGACGCCAAUCUCAACACGUUCAAAGUCGUGAUCAAGGGACAGACCGGACGGAAGAAGAAGAACGACGUAAGUAGAACUAGCGCCGGCGGCAGUCGUGGCAUGCAAGCAGGCGAUGCAAAUAACAAUAAAGAUGGCAUAGCAGCUUUAUCUUCUAAAACUACG